AUGGGAAAUCAACACCAAAUGGGUUGUCAAGAUGUUAUUAUUCUAAUAACUGAUGGAGCGCCAGGAUUUUUUAAAGAAAUAUUUGAGCUUUAUAACAAGGAUAAAAGGAUUCGUUUCUUCUCUUUUGUAGUUGGUGAAGAAGCAAAAGAUUUUGAACAAGUUAGGUGGAUGGCUUGCUCAAAUCGGGGGUUUAUGGCUCAUAUUGUUUCUAUGGCAGAUGUUCAAGAGAAAGUCCAACAAUAUGUUCGCGUUUUGUCAAAAACUGUAGCUCGUCAAAGAGCUGCGUUUAGUGAAAAUACACCCCUUUGGAGUGGGGCUACAAGGGAAAGAAUGAGUGAACAAUUAGCAGUUUCUGUAUCUUUCCCAGUUAUUUUACCUAAUGGACAAUUUAUGGGUGUGUCUUCGGUUUCUGUACCUUUAUUAGAAUUAACUCAAUUGGCACAUCCUAUUCGUAUUGGUGGAAAAAGUCAUUUUAUUUUGUUGGAUUCAAAUGGUUAUUUACUUUUUCAUCCACAAUUGAGACCUUUGGAAUCCGCUACUGGUGAACUUAAAUCUGGAUUUAACAGCGUAGAAUUUGCUGAUGCUGAAAUACAAAAACCUUUUUCGGCUAAUCGUGUCUCUAUUGAUUGUUCUACUGGAGCUGUUGAGCCUAGAAAACUUGAAACUAUUUUUGCUUUUGAUGAAAUGGUAUUUUUUACUUACGUUUAUAAAUUAAUGAUAGGCCUUUGUGUCUAUGUGAGACUAUCCUUGAAAGUCAGCAAAGUAAUCUGGAGGGUAGGGUUACUCAAAACCCCAGACUUUCUUCUAUCCGAAACCCGACCCGAAGAACGUUUUGAGAACCCCUACUGA
Meloidogyne enterolobii is the source of this 849-nucleotide messenger RNA. The record is from the annotation of a GenBank genome assembly. NCBI's taxonomy places the organism in Eukaryota, Metazoa, Nematoda, Chromadorea, Rhabditida, Meloidogynidae.